Messenger RNA from Cladophialophora yegresii CBS 114405, 768 nucleotides. RefSeq lists its product as uncharacterized. The record is from RefSeq and is a predicted model, not a curated record. Gene Ontology annotation, biological process: proteasome-mediated ubiquitin-dependent protein catabolic process. Gene Ontology annotation, cellular component: nucleus; cytoplasm. Bases 1 to 768 code for a protein of 255 amino acids. NCBI's taxonomy places the organism in Eukaryota, Fungi, Ascomycota, Eurotiomycetes, Chaetothyriales, Herpotrichiellaceae. The transcript has 2 exons. Gene Ontology annotation, molecular function: protein binding.
AUGGACUAUUUGAUCACUGAAGGAUAUCCGUCAGCUGCAGAAAAGUUCGCAGCGGAGGCCAACAUUCAGCCCAAAGCGGACCUCGGCUGCAUCAACGAGAGAGUACAGAUUCGAGACUCAAUACACCGUGGAGAUUUGCAAGCUGCCAUCGAGCUCAUCAACGAGCUGAACCCAGAACUUUUGGACACCGACAAGAAGCUUCACUUCUCGCUUCUCCGCCUCCAACUCGUCGAGUUGAUCCGCCAGAGUUUCACUUCUGCCGAUCCGACUCUGGUAGCCAAGGCGAUAGAGUUUGCUCAAAACAAUCUCGCACGUUACGCUCCAUUGGAUGCGCAGUUUAAAGUCGACCUUGAACGGGCCAUGGCUCUAUUAAUCGUACCCAGGGAGUCGUGGACACAAGCCGCUGUGGCAGGAUCCUCUGGUCAGCCAAGCUCAAGUAUCCAGAGCGAGUUUGGUGCACUGGCAGAGCUCGUUGACCCUUCAUUAAGACGGAAAGUCGCAAAGGAUGUCAACGAAGCUAUUCUCCAGUCUCAGGAUCAGAGAAGAGAGGCCAAUAUCCGUUAUCUUGUCAGAGCCCGCGCUUGGGCUGAACAGCUUGCGCGUGAGAAGAAGAUUGAUCUCCCUGAACUUCCUCUCGGCCUCGAUGGAGAUGAAUCUGCCUGUCAAAGCCAUAACGGCCACAACGGAGAUACUGAAAUGACAGAAAAUGGCUCCGACGCCACGGGUGCCGAAGCGGAAAUCGCUCGAUAUACGAACAUGCCUACAUGA